This is a messenger RNA of Spodoptera exigua (beet armyworm), 1317 nucleotides long. NCBI's taxonomy places the organism in Eukaryota, Metazoa, Arthropoda, Insecta, Lepidoptera, Noctuidae. The record is from the annotation of a GenBank genome assembly.
CGCCGACGUCGCCGCAGGCUCGUCUGUUAGCGAUCGUAGCAAAAAUAGUGGUGAAGCCGUGUGUGGGAGCGUGACGGGUGGCGGUCGGCAUGUUCGUUGCGAUUGCGAUGCUGGAUCGGAAUCCUGGAUUUUUGGCACCGAAAAUAGUCGGGUGGGAGCGCGGCGAAACCGCGAGGGCGGGCGCGGCGCAGUGCGUGUCGCUCCGCCGUGUGAACAGCCCGCUCGUGAGGCCGUAACUGGCGUAUUUUUUCGACCGGACCGUAAAGACACAAAGCCGCCACCAUGGACGCGAUUAAGAAGAAGAUGCAGGCGAUGAAGCUGGAGAAGGACAACGCCAUGGACAAGGCCGACACCUGCGAACAGCAGGCUAGGGACGCCAACCUCCGCGCCGAGAAGGUCAACGAGGAAGUCCGUGAGCUCCAGAAGAAGCUCGCCCAGGUGGAGGAGGACCUGAUCCUCAACAAGAACAAGUUGGAACAGGCCAACAAGGACUUGGAAGAGAAGGAGAAGACCUUAACCGCCACUGAGGCUGAGGUCGCUGCCCUCAACAGGAAGGUGCAGCAGAUUGAGGAGGACCUAGAGAAGUCCGAGGAGAGGUCAGGCACCGCCCAGCAGAAGCUGCUCGAAGCCCAGCAGUCUGCUGACGAGAACAACCGUAUGUGCAAAGUGUUGGAGAACAGGGCACAGCAGGACGAGGAGCGCAUGGACCAGCUCACCAACCAGCUGAAGGAAGCCCGUCUGCUCGCUGAGGACGCUGACGGCAAGUCCGACGAGGUAUCACGCAAGCUGGCCUUCGUUGAAGACGAGCUCGAAGUAGCUGAGGACCGUGUCAAGUCUGGAGACGCCAAGAUCUCAGAACUUGAGGAGGAAUUAAAGGUCGUAGGUAACUCCCUGAAAUCUCUGGAAGUAUCAGAAGAGAAGGCCAACCAGCGUGUCGAAGAGUUCAAGAAGCAGCUGAAGACCCUCACUAGCAAACUCAAGGAGGCCGAGGCCCGCGCCGAGUUCGCAGAGAAGACUGUCAAGAAACUGCAGAAGGAGGUUGACAGGCUCGAAGAUGAGCUCGGAAUCAACAAGGACAGAUACAAGAGCUUGGCUGACGAGAUGGACUCCACCUUUGCUGAGCUGGCCGGAUACUAGACACCCACUCCUUCCACACAUUCACACACACAAACAACACACGUACACACACGCAGCUCGCUGCCACCGCCACAUACACACUAUACAGAAAACAAAUACGUUUGUACACGUGAUGUAAUAUUUAUUAAUAUAUUAUGUAAAUUUAUUUACGAUUUUCAAUAAAAUUAAUUUAUAACAAGA